Histoplasma mississippiense is the source of this 1167-nucleotide messenger RNA. RefSeq lists its product with no specific name. NCBI's taxonomy places the organism in Eukaryota, Fungi, Ascomycota, Eurotiomycetes, Onygenales, Ajellomycetaceae. The record is from RefSeq and is a predicted model, not a curated record. The coding region runs from base 1 to 1167 and encodes 388 amino acids. The transcript is spliced from 2 exons.
AUGACUCUGCUCGCGAGCCGAACUAUUUCGAGUGCUCAGCGGGAAGAAAAGAUGGCGCUGUUUCAUGCCUGGCGCGGAUUACUCCUCCCUCCCUCCCAUUUCGCAUUUCGCACUCACGCAGUCGUUCUUGAGCGUUAUGCCCAACGGGCUUUCCCCUUCGCGCGCUCCUUAGUUAUCCGACGAUUCCACGAUGAGAAACCCCCUACAUUCUCGGUAGCCUCUGUAGCAAUGGGCAAAAAAAUCAUGGAAUUGCCUUCCACAGCGAAAGAAUGGCAUACGUUCGCGGAUCAACAUGGGGUGGAGUCAACCUCAAUCCAAGAUCUUAAAACCUUCAAUUCGGCAUCAAAAAUCAAAGAGGCGCAAUUUCUGGCGCUACAUGUUCUUUGGAAAUCGUAUGCGCCCGACGAAAUCGAUCUUGAAAAAGAGUAUGAUAUCAAAUACCGCACCGAAGACCUUAAGGAUCUGGCCUGGAGCAAAUACUGGGGGCCAUACCUCCAAGAGAUAUCAAAGGGAUUCGAUGGGAAGACCGAUCUAGGAACGUUUGACUUGCUUUACGACUUCCAGCGCGAUAUAAAAAACUCAACACUUGGGCCACAGGAAACGAAGAAGGUGUUUUUUAAUGUUACAACUCGGCUGCAACGCAAGGCUGCGGGGGAAAAUAAUUCUCCUCCUUCCACACCCAGUCGUGCCUCGAGGAGCCCCAAUCCGGGGUCAGACGACCUGGAGGUGGGAUCCCUCGAGAACGAAAUGAAAGAGCUAUACAUUGACGACAUGAGUUCUGUCGGAUCCCCUCAAUCUCUGGGGUUGAGAAGUGUCAUCGAGUCCAUUUCACCGGUAACCAGUGAUGAGGCAAAGUGGUUGCCCCUGGUUAAAGAUGAGCAGAUCGUGAACACAGCUCUCAUUCUCCUUUUGCGAGGAUUAUGCAUGCGGAUGCCUGGUUUCACGAAUGCAAGAUGGUCUCUUGAGCGGAAAGCGUUUCGCAUUAGACAACACAAAUCUCUCGACAAGGAAAGCCUUUAUGAGGCACGAACGGACGGCCACCUCGCAUUCUUUACUGAAAAUACGCCACGAUCAUUAGCCAUCCUGGAAGUUAAAUCUCAGGUUAGAGGAAAUGCCGAACCAUGGAUGCAAGAAAGUGCCGCAGAUGGCUGCUUGGAUCUACGAUGA